Messenger RNA from Beauveria bassiana ARSEF 2860, 1179 nucleotides. RefSeq names its product V-ATPase subunit C. Gene Ontology annotation, biological process: proton transmembrane transport. Gene Ontology annotation, cellular component: vacuolar proton-transporting V-type ATPase, V1 domain. The record is from RefSeq and is a predicted model, not a curated record. Gene Ontology annotation, molecular function: proton-transporting ATPase activity, rotational mechanism. The coding region runs from base 1 to 1179 and encodes 392 amino acids. Lineage: Eukaryota; Fungi; Ascomycota; Sordariomycetes; Hypocreales; Cordycipitaceae. The transcript has 5 exons.
AUGUCGGCCAAGUACGCCGUAGUCUCGCUGCCCCUCAGCGCUUUUGACUCAAGCCACCGCGACGAUGCCUUGUCGUCUCUCCGUGGCACAGUUGGCGACAAUGGAAAUGUUGUGCCCUUCAAAAUUCCCGACUUCAAGAUUGGCACCCUUGAUGGACUAGUACAGCACGCCGACGACUUGGCCAAGCUCGAAGCCAACUGCGAGGCCGUCGUGGCCAAGGUUGCCGAUUCUCUACACUCUGUGCUCGAUGGCGACCCGGACCGACUGGCGUCCUACAAGAUGGUCAACGAUAAGCCCACCGACCACUACCUUAGCAACUUCAACUGGAAUAAGGUUCGAUACCGUUCCGACAAGCCUCUCAGCGAGCUUAUUGAUACGCUACAAAAGGAGCUGGUUACCAUCGACAACGAUGUCAAAACCAAGUUCAACCAAUACAACGCUGUCAAGACAAAUCUUGCCUCUUUGCAGCGAAGACAACAGGGAAAUCUUGCCACCAAGUCCCUGGCCCCCAUUGUCGACCCCUCAUUACUCGUUACCGACUCCGAAUACCUCGAAACCCACCUGAUCGCAGUGCCCAAAAACUUCAAGAAAGACUUCCUCAAGGAAUACGAGACAUUGGCACCCAUGGUUGUUCCACGCUCCUCUGUUGAGAUUGAUCAAGACGAAGAAUUCACCCUGUUUGCCGUCACGACUUUUAAAAAACACAGCGCUGAAUUCUUGCAAAAAUGUCGCGAGCAGAAGUGGACGCCUCGUCAAUUUAAAUAUGUCGAGGGUGGCCGUGAAGAGGAGCAGCGCGAAUUAGAUCGCGUCACCAAUGAGGAACGCAAGGUCUGUGGCGAGGCUCUGCGCAUGGGACGUACCGGCUGGAGCGAAAGUGUCAUGGUUUGGAUACACGUCUUGACAUUGCGAGUGUUCGUCGAAGCAGUCCUCAGAUACGGUCUGCCUCUAGAGUAUCUAUCGGCGCUGAUCAAGACGACGACGAAGCAAUCGGACAAGGUCAAGGCCGCACUUGACAACAAAUAUGCAUUCCUAGGUGGCAAUGCAUUUGGACGGGACAAGCGCGGACGUGUGACAAAGGACGACGCGGCAUUCAGCUCAGAGAUGGCGGCAGCGGGACUGGCGACAGGCGAAGGUCAGGAAUACACGGCGUACGUGUACUACCAGGUGGAGUUUCCAUAG